GGACAUUUUUUGGUCCCCAUAAGAAAAACAACUUAUACUACUUUUUAAUGUAAAAAUUUUCUAUGAGGGGGGUUAGGGGAUAGAAUAUACAGUUUGUACAGUAUAAAUAGCAUUAUGUCUAUGGAAAGUCCCCGGAAACCCCACGUGUGUUUGUGUCUGGAGGAAGGAAAAGUACAUGAUCUCUCCAUAAUAAGGGAGGAUGACGUAGACACAGUCUCUAAAGUGGGGAGUGAAAAGGGUCCAGAAGAAAGGGCUCCAAGAAUAAAACUCGCGAUGCUAUAAUGAGAGAUGAAGACAAAUGAUAACUCGUUUCAUAUCCGUUUGACUGUCAUUACGGAGAUCUAAGAAAAAAUCCGUUCUGUGCUCAUAAGGAUAACAAAGUGACGCACAGAAAAGUUUAAAGAGCAGACUGGGAGAGAGAGAGAGAGAGAGUGAGAAAGAGAGAGAGAUUUUCAUCUCAUUGUCGUUGCAGUCUCUACCGGAACGCAUUCGUUCGCUGCCGUAGAAUGAUGACGAGCAGCAAAACGACUCUUGCUUUUCUCAUCUACGGGCUCCUCGUACAAUGCAACGUGUGUUCGCCGUUGAGUUACCCCAAUAUCAGAAUGGAGACUGCAGGAUUUGACGAGGAGGGAAACUCAUUAACGGAUCUAACCUUUGACAGUGACCAGAUCACUAUUCGAAGCUCUCCUUCAGUUAAUGAAGACGCAUACACGUUUUAUAGUCCUCCAUCGAAAAGAAUGGAAAGGCACGCUGACGGGAUGUUUAAUAAAGCCUACAGGAAAGCGCUUGGUCAGCUAUCAGCGCGAAAAUACCUGCAUACAUUGAUGGCAAAACGCGUGGGAGGAGGAAGCAUGAUAGAGGACGACAAUGAGCCGCUCUCAAAGCGUCACUCGGACGGGGUUUUCACGGACAGCUACAGUCGCUACCGGAAGCAAAUGGCCGUAAAGAAGUAUCUGGCCGCAGUCCUUGGCAAAAGCCCUGAAGACUUAGAUUUGCACCAAUUUCUACAAGACGAUGAGAUUGUGGCAUUUUUGUUCGAUUUGCUGAGACAGUUGCCUCCUGAAUUCCCGGCUUUGUGACACAGGAGGCAGCUAGCGGCUUGGGUGCCUUUGCUUCAUCUUUAAAAUGGCCACCAAUUUCAGAUGGCACAUUAGUGGCCCUACAAAUGCUGCAAUCACCUGCUCACACAUCUCCUAUUUCUCACAUAACAUAAUUUGUUCAAAUGCCACCUGGCUUUCCGGUUAUUCGAUUUAACUUCUCUAUGCAUAGUGUGUUGUAGCGAUCUGUACGGCAUUUAUUAAACAUUCUCAGCCUUGAAAUUCAUUUUGUGUGCAAAGACUGAUAGUGCCCAAAGCCUUACUUAAACAUUAAGAUAAAUCUUGUGUUGAUCGUUAGUACAAUAACACAUGGGAGCCACAGAAGGGCACCAUUAUAUGUGUAAGAAACAAAAAACAAAACAAACAAAAAAAACUGUGUUGUAAGAUUUGUAUGAAUAAAUUUUUGUAAACAACACUUUCGUCUAAUCUUUGAUGAUUAUGAAGAAAACAAAGUCCCCAAUAACACAAAUAAACACCCUUGGAUCAUAAAUACAUGUACAAUAAAUAUAACACACCUGCAAGUAAUG
Molecule: messenger RNA, 1624 nt
Organism: Onychostoma macrolepis
Lineage: Eukaryota; Metazoa; Chordata; Actinopteri; Cypriniformes; Cyprinidae
Gene: adcyap1a
Product: adenylate cyclase activating polypeptide 1a
Exons: 7
Coding region: 507-1079 (190 amino acids)
Biological process (GO): positive regulation of GTPase activity; adenylate cyclase-activating G protein-coupled receptor signaling pathway; regulation of protein localization
Cellular component (GO): extracellular region; perikaryon; neuron projection
Molecular function (GO): neuropeptide hormone activity; peptide hormone receptor binding; pituitary adenylate cyclase activating polypeptide activity
Source: RefSeq, a predicted model, not a curated record